CGCAGUGCCUGUUGGGAUGUAUGAGAGACAUUAAAUAACAACGGUGCGGGGCGGGGACGGUGCAGCGUGUUCAGAGCCAAAUGAGCGAAGAGGUUGCUAAAAUGGCAGAGAAUGGAGAAGCUCAAGAAACAAUUCCUCUGGAGAAGAAGACGUGUGAACCGAUGGAUGUUGCUAAAAUGGCAGAGAAUGGAGAAGCUCAAGAAACAAUUCCCCUGGAGAAGAAAAUAUGUGAACAGAUGGGAAUUGCUAAAAUGGCAGCAAAUGAAGUAGCUCAAGAAAUAACUCCCCUAGAGAAGAAGAUAUGUGAACAGAUUGAAUAUUAUUUUGGUGAUCACAACUUGCCGCGAGAUAAAUUUCUCAAAGAACAGAUAAAGUUGGAUGAUGGUUGGAUACCCCUGGAAACCUUGAUCAAAUUUAACAGGUUAAGCCGUUUAACGACAGAUUUCACUGUGAUAGUAGAAGGUCUCAAGAAAUCAAAAAGUGGACUUAUGGAAAUAAGUGAAGACAAAACUAAAAUUCGUCGUUCUCCAAGCAAGCCUGUGCCUGAGUUUGAAGAAUAUAAAAACUCUGUGAAAGCAAGAUCUGUAUAUGUUAAAGGCUUUCCCACAAGUGCUACACUUGAUGAGAUUAAGGGUUGGUUUGAUGAAACUGGGCCCGUGGAGAAUAUACAGAUGAGAAGAACACUGCAAAGGCAGUUCAAGGGAUCAGUGUUUGUUAUCUUUGAUAGUGUAGAUUCGGCCACAAAAUUUGUAGAAACCCCAGGGCAGAAAUACAAGGACAAUGAUAUGAUUGUGCUUUUCAAGGAAUCUUACUUUGCAAAGAAAGCUGAAGAAAGGAAGCUACAUAAGACAGCAAAAAACAAAAAAACUGAGAAAGACCAUGCAGGUGGUGAUGCUGCGCUUGACAAAAAAUGCUUCGAGGAAAAAACAGGGUGUUUGCUGAAGUUUGCUGGUGACCUUGCUGAUCAGACUUGCAGAGAAGAUAUUCAUGAAAUUUUCUCCAAUCAUGGUGAAAUACAAUGGAUAGAUUUUAUAAGAGGUGCUAAAGAGGGAAAUAUCCUUUUUAAAACAAAUGCAAAGGAAGCACUUGAAAAGGCAACAGAAGCCCACGGAGGAAAACUGCAAUUGAGAGAUAAAGAUGUCACUUGGGAAAUAGUAGAGGGUGAAGAGGAGAAAACAAUUUUGAAAAAGAUAUUGGAAGAUCAGAGGGAGUCACUAAACAAGAGAAGCUUCAAAGCUCGAAGGGGUAGAGGAAGAGGUGGUAAGGGAAAUUCAGGACAACAACGGGUGCAAUUUCAAGGCAAAAAAACAAAAUUUGAGAGUGAAGAUGAAGAUGGUGAUGAGGGAGUGGAACAAACAACAGAAAUUACUGCCACCAGUCCAAAGAAGAGAACCCUUGAAGAAACUAAAAUUCUAGAUGAGCCUUCAGCAAAACAACUGAAAACAGAAGAUAAAGUUGCUGAUCAGUAGGAUUCGAUUGAUGUGCAAACCAAACAAAAUUACCACAUGGCCUGAUGCAAGGUGUUUUAACUAUAUUUAAUUUUGAUUUCUGCAUUGUCUCCAUUGAAUAUCUUCCAGAAGGAUGGAAUUUAUUUAAACGAAAACCGUAUGAAGUCCACCUCAAUGUCGAUCUAGAAUUUAAAGAAAAGUAUUAAACUGUAUAUUUGAAGAUGCCUUACUGCAUGCUUAAGAUUUGUGUAGAUGUUUUUUAAAAAACAUUUUACUUUUGUUAAUGAUUGAUUUACUUUAUUGACUGUUUAUUCAUUUCCUUGCAGAGAUUAUGUACACAAGGUUGUGAUACUAAUACCUUGGAAGUUUGACAGUCUAGUCUUAAUACAAAACUAAUGUAAAUAGUCUGCAAAUUAUUGAAUAAAACAUUACUUUGAAUUA
This is a messenger RNA of Chiloscyllium plagiosum (whitespotted bambooshark), 1889 nucleotides long. It is a transcript of the gene ssb, whose product is annotated as small RNA binding exonuclease protection factor La. Gene Ontology annotation, biological process: positive regulation of translation; tRNA processing. NCBI's taxonomy places the organism in Eukaryota, Metazoa, Chordata, Chondrichthyes, Orectolobiformes, Hemiscylliidae. Gene Ontology annotation, cellular component: cytosol; cytoplasmic stress granule; nucleus. Gene Ontology annotation, molecular function: mRNA binding. The record is from RefSeq and is a predicted model, not a curated record.